GCCCCUUCUCCGUGUGCCACACCCCGGCUGUCCCCUCCUGCUCCCCUCCAGCGUGGACCCCCACCCAUCCCCAGCCAAUGGCCCCACAGCGUGGGGCGGGGAGGGGCUGCCGGCAGUGGAUAAAAGCCCCCAGGGGUCUGCAGCUCCGCUACAAGGUCCGUGUCCUCCUGCAGCCACACGCUACCCUCCACCCGACACCAUGGUGCACUGGUCAGCCGAGGAGAAGCAGCUCAUCACCAGCAUCUGGAGCAAGGUCAAUGUGGAGGAAUGUGGAGCUGAGGCUCUGGCCAGGCUGCUGAUCGUCUACCCCUGGACCCAGAGGUUCUUCUCUUCCUUUGGGAACCUGUCCAGCCCCACUGCCAUCAUCGGUAACCCCAAGGUCCGUGCCCAUGGCAGGAAGGUGCUCAGUUCCUUUGGGGAAGCCGUGAAGAACCUGGACAACAUCAAGAACACCUACGCCAAGCUGUCCGAGCUGCACUGUGAGAAGCUGCACGUGGACCCCGAGAACUUCAGGCUCCUCGGAGACAUCCUGAUCAUCGUCCUGGCCGCCCACUUCGCCAGGGAUUUCACCCCCGCUUGCCAGUUUGCCUGGCAAAAGCUGGUCAGCGUCGUGGCUCACGCGCUGGCCCGCAAGUACCACUGAGCCUGCCGGCACCGGCCGGGGAAGGACCCCGCCGCACCCAGCACCCCUGGGUGCCAGCUGGCUGUAACCCCCAAUAAACACCUCAAAUGUC
This is a messenger RNA of Anas platyrhynchos (mallard), 734 nucleotides long. Its product is annotated as hemoglobin subunit epsilon. The record is from RefSeq and is a predicted model, not a curated record. NCBI's taxonomy places the organism in Eukaryota, Metazoa, Chordata, Aves, Anseriformes, Anatidae. Gene Ontology annotation, biological process: oxygen transport; hydrogen peroxide catabolic process. Gene Ontology annotation, molecular function: oxygen carrier activity; organic acid binding; peroxidase activity. Gene Ontology annotation, cellular component: haptoglobin-hemoglobin complex; hemoglobin complex; blood microparticle.